Messenger RNA from Beauveria bassiana ARSEF 2860, 1716 nucleotides. RefSeq names its product origin recognition complex subunit 2. The transcript has 2 exons. NCBI's taxonomy places the organism in Eukaryota, Fungi, Ascomycota, Sordariomycetes, Hypocreales, Cordycipitaceae. Bases 1 to 1716 code for a protein of 571 amino acids. Gene Ontology annotation, cellular component: nucleus; nuclear origin of replication recognition complex. The record is from RefSeq and is a predicted model, not a curated record. Gene Ontology annotation, biological process: DNA replication. Gene Ontology annotation, molecular function: DNA replication origin binding.
AUGGACUAUGCCGGCCAUGACCGCGACGAGGGCCCGCCCACAAAGCGCCAACGAAGCGCCGCAUCUCUCGACGCAACCAUGCUCUCCACCUCCGAGGGCAUUCCCGUAAAUGGCUUCGACCCGGCCAUGGAUACCCAAACCACAGACGAAGCGGCGUCUGAAGUCGUCUACGAAUCGACGCCUGUCGUCACGCCCCGAAAACGCGGCCGUCCACCGAAACACACACCGACAAAAUCACCCGCCACGCCCUCCACCUCUGCGCGCAACACCACCACCACCACGACGGCCCAUCUCACGCCGCUCAAAGCCGUCGGGCCCAACGCCUCGACGCCAGGUCGCCACGCUGCCGAUCGCUCCGCGCGGCGCAAGACGGCCCGCGCGCUCCUCGAGCACGCGACCGGCGACGGCCUCAGCGAUGACGACGCCGGCGUCGAGGACGACCAGGAGGAAGACCUCGCGCGGGCCAUCUUUGGAGACACGUCAGACGAGGACGAGGACGAUGGUCUACUUCCCGAUGUCGACGUCGCCGCCGCUACCGCAACCACACCAACAAAGCAGAAGCAGCGCCGCCCGCGGAAACGCGCCAAGUCGCCGACGCCCCCGCGCGACCUCCCGCCGCAGGAAAUGUACUUUUUCCACAACAAGCCCGGCCGGCCCAAGACGUCGGACAAUACGCUCGCGGGGCUGAGACUCCUCACGCAUGACGAGUACUUUGACAUAUUGCGCGGAAAGGGCGCUGCCACCAUCACGCAGCGCCACGCCAAGGAUGUCGAGUACCUCGAGACGCUGCACGCAGAGUCGUUUGCGCAGUGGGCGCUGGAGCUCGCGCAGGGCUUUAGCCUGUGCCUGUACGGCUACGGGUCGAAGCGGGCGCUGCUGAAGCGCUUCGCCGCGUACCUGCACGAUCUGGUGCCCGAGAGCCCCAUUGUCGUCGUCAACGGCUACGCGCCGACGACCAAUAUCCGCGAGAUCCUGGCCUGCAUCGCGCGCGCCGUCCUGCCGCCCACCAAGAAGAAGAGCCUGCCCUCGGCGCAGCAGCCCCUCGCCACGGCGCGGUCCAUUCUCGCCCACCUCACCUCCUCCUCCCCCUCCUCCUCCUCCGCCACCCUCACCAUUCUCGUGCACUCCAUCGACGCCUCCGCCCUCCGCCGCUCCUCGCCGUCCUCGUACGCCGUGCUCGCCUGCCUCGCCGCGCACCCAGCCGUGCACCUCGUCUGCUCCGCCGACGCGCCCGAUUUCCCGCUGCUCUGGGACGUGGGCGCGCGGUCCGCGUUUUCCUUUGUCUUCCACGACGCCACGACGUUUGCGCCGCUCGCGGGCGGCGUCGAGCUCGACCCUGUUGAUGAGGUGCACGAGCUGCUCGGGCGGAAAGCGCACCGCGUGCACGGCCGCGAGGGCGUCGCGUUUGUGCUCAAGAGUCUGCCCGAAAAUGCGCGCAACCUGUUUCGGCUGCUCGUCGGCGAGGUGCUCGUCGCCAUGGAUGAGGAUGCCGCGGGGCGCGAGGACGGGGCGGCGGGUGUCGAGUAUAGAAUGGUGUACAACAAGGCCGUUGAGGAGUUUGUGUGUAGUUCCGAGAUGGCGUUUCGUACACUACUGAAAGAAUUUCACGAUCAUCAAAUCAUCACUAGUCGCAAAGAUGCACUGGGUACAGAGUUGCUCAGUCUGCCGUUUGGACGCGAAGAGCUCGAGGCUAUUUUGGAAGAUCUCAUGGCAUAA